AUCACAAACAAGCUUCUUUUUAUCUCUUCUGUCAGUGGGGCACACCUCAUCUAUCGCGUUGGCCCCUCCAUCGUCAUUCCUCCCCCCCCAUCCCACCUGAUCACCAGAGUGUUCUCAACGCACUACGACGCGCAUCACGCCAAUAGCCUACUGCGCAGCUCUUGAGAGCCCUCCGGGACUGAAUUUGAGAACACCGUGACACACAAUGGCACCCCACGCAGACAAGGACAACUCCCCCGUUCGCGGGGCCAACACCGCAUCGUCAAAGGACCGGUACCACGCCGCGUCCACCAAGAGCGCCAUUGCCGCCGAGAACGAGUUUGCCGCCCACAACUACCACCCGCUUCCCGUCGUGUUCGCUCGCGCCCAAGGAGUCCACGUGUGGGACCCCGAGGGCAAGCACUACCUCGACUUCCUCUCGGCCUACAGCGCUGUCAAUCAGGGCCACUGCCACCCGGAGCUGAUCAAGGCGCUGACCGAGCAGGCCGGCCGGCUGACGCUGAGCUCGCGCGCCUUCCACAACGACGUGUUCCCCGUCUGGGCCGAGAAGGUCCGCCAGCUGUUUGGGUAUGACAUGGUGCUGCCCAUGAAUACGGGCGCAGAGGCCGUCGAGACGGCCGUCAAGAUCGCCCGCAAGUGGGCGUACAAGGUCAAGGGCGUGGCGCCCGGCAAGGCCCUCGUCUUCAGUACCAGCAACAACUUCCACGGCCGGACGAUGACGGCCGUCUCGCUCUCGGUCGAUCCAGAGUCGCGCGGCAACUACGGACCGUACCUGCCCAACGUGGGCGCCAUUAACCCCAGCACGGGGGCGCCGAUCCGGUACAACAACGUUGCCGACCUGGAGGCCGUCCUGGACGCCCACGGGCGCGACACGGCCGCCUUCAUCGUGGAGCCGAUCCAGGGGGAGGCGGGCGUGGUGGUGCCGGACGACGACUACCUGGCGCGGGUGCACGAGCUGUGCCGGCGCCACAACGUGCUCCUCGUCUGCGACGAGAUCCAGACGGGCAUCGCGCGCACGGGGCGGAUGCUCUGCUCCGAGUGGGCCGGCAUCCGGCCCGACAUGGUCACGCUCGGCAAGGCCAUCUCGGGCGGCAUGUACCCCGUCAGCUGCGUGCUGGCCGACCGCGCCGUCAUGGGCGUCAUCGAGCCCGGCACGCACGGGUCGACCUACGGCGGCAACCCGCUCGGCUGCGCCGUCUCGAUCCGCGCCCUCGAGCUGGUCGAGGAGGAGGGCCUCGUGGAGAAGGCGGACCGGCUCGGCCGCAUCUUCAGGGAGGGCGUCGAGGCGUUCCAAUCGCCGAUCGUGCAGACCGUCAGGGGGAAGGGGCUGCUGAACGCCGUCGUCAUCGACGAAAGCCGGGCCAGCGGCAGGACGGCGUGGGACCUGUGUCUGUUGCUGAAGGAUAAGGGGGUUCUGGCUAAACCCACACACGGCAACAUCAUCCGGUUUGCGCCGCCUUUGGUCAUCACCGAGGAGGAGCUUCGGGGAGCUAUCAAGACUAUCGGUGAGGCGCUGGCCGAGCUGCCGACGGCGAAGGUAACCGAGGGCCAUUAGAGAAAGGAGAACCAAAUAAAAAAAAAACCCCGAGGUUCGGAAAGUUUCAGAGGGGAGGAGAUUUGGGGGGCUACAGAAGAGUGCAUCGUGACCGUCAGCCAGUGUCUUGUGUAUUUUUCUUGUAGAUGCCAUAUCAUAAUCGGCUUGCAUUGGAGCACUGGAGGGAAAAAACUAUGGUUUUCGACUUAGACCCGGGCUAGAUCCGAGUUGGGAAAUCUACUGCGAGAAGACGCACUCAAUAUUG
Messenger RNA from Thermothelomyces thermophilus ATCC 42464, 1799 nucleotides. RefSeq lists its product as uncharacterized. The record is from RefSeq and is a predicted model, not a curated record. Gene Ontology annotation, molecular function: L-ornithine transaminase activity; identical protein binding; pyridoxal phosphate binding. Gene Ontology annotation, cellular component: cytoplasm. The transcript has 3 exons. Lineage: Eukaryota; Fungi; Ascomycota; Sordariomycetes; Sordariales; Chaetomiaceae. Bases 206 to 1555 code for a protein of 449 amino acids.